Phycomyces blakesleeanus NRRL 1555(-) is the source of this 2274-nucleotide messenger RNA. RefSeq lists its product as hypothetical. Gene Ontology annotation, molecular function: DNA binding. Gene Ontology annotation, cellular component: nucleus. The transcript is spliced from 5 exons. NCBI's taxonomy places the organism in Eukaryota, Fungi, Mucoromycota, Mucoromycetes, Mucorales, Phycomycetaceae. The record is from RefSeq and is a predicted model, not a curated record. The coding region runs from base 1 to 2274 and encodes 757 amino acids.
AUGAUGCAAAUAUCAUCUGAGACUGUGAACAUGAAUGAGUUAGAUCAACAGGCAUCGUCAAAACCUAAACGGCAACUUAAACCAUUCUUUCGACCUUCUGGAAUCCGGUCACCUUAUACAUUACCAACCCAAGAACCAAGAUCCAAUCAUAAUACGAUGGUCAUUAACCCAAGACUGAAUACGAAGCUGCUUUCUCUUUCUGCCAAAAGAGCUUGUUUAGAACAAAAUGCGCCGAAAACUCAAGCCGUACCUUCUGGACCACUUAAACAUAAACCCAGUCAAUCUUCAUUUUUCGACAAAAGAACCCCACAGAUAUCCUCGAGCAAAGAUAAUGGAUGGCACACGCACGCUGACCAAAGUAGUAGCUCAACCCAAUCUAGCAACUUCUCUUUAAAUAAUAGCAACAAUCAAGCAAUUCACCCGGCUCCUUGGCCUGAUAAUACUAUGCAUGGUAAUCGAUGCUGGAAAGAAGAGCCCAAGAUAUUUAAUAAAAGAACAAAUACAACACACGGAAACAAUCUGAUUUUAGUGUCUGCAGAAGCUCAAGCAUCGUACUUUAAGACGAUCCACAGCUCCAAAAACCUUGAAUCCACGCACCAAACAAGAUUGGAUGAUCCUUUAUUCAAUAUGUGUACACUAAAUAGUAAACAGAUGAAAAGAUUUAUGGAUAAAGUAUACAAUUCCCAUUGGAAAUCAGAUGCCUGUAUCAAUAUCUUAGAGUCUAUAUUCACUACCAAUCAGGAAGAAUUACCAAAAAGACACGCAACAGAGUACAUGCUUUGGACAGAAAAAUACAAACCGACGAAAGCAUCGCUUUUACUCUCUAAUACAAGAAGUGGAAAUUAUUUAAAAGAAUGGCUGGAGGAAAUGAAGAUUUCUCCUGUGACCAUGUCAACCGAAAGGAGGAUGAAUGAAUAUUAUCACGAUAUAUUUGACGAUAUAAAAGAAGUUCAAGUUGAUCCAGAUGAUGACUUUUUACCUACAAAUAAGACCUCUCGACAGGCAAAUUUAAAGGGAAGAAAAAGAAAGCGCAUUAAUAUGAGCUCGAACAUGAUUAUGUUAGUGGGGGACCAUGGAGUUGGAAAGACCGCAGCAGUAUAUGGAACAGCAGAGGAAACAUGUUAUGAUGUUUUUGAGAUUCACCCAGGUAUGAAGCGAGCAGGAAAAGACCUGAUGGCCGCCGUGGGAGACAUGGCAGAAAAUCACCAAGUUAUCUUUGAUUCUACAAUUCCUUUGAUACGCUCUGAAUUCAAGUGCGGUGGGGAAGAUGUGUCUUUCGAAGAGACCAAUAUACCUUCAGAAUACAAAAAGAGAGACAUUAAAAAAAAGUCUCCAAAUAAGGAUGAUCCGAAACCCAAAGGAUCCAUCAUGUCCUACCUCCAGAAAAUUUCCAAAAAGAAGGCGACAGAUUUAGCCUUGUCAAACAAUCAGCACGCGCCUCAGCAAGCGUACCAAGACCCGCGUGAAACAGCGACAACAAUAACACCCAUGGAUCAGAUCACACGUACAAACAUGCGUAUUGAUUUGGAAACUAUGAUGCCGCCUAGACCACUAGAAACACGACAAAGCUUAAUUCUAUUGGAAGAAGUUGAUAAUUUAUUUGAAGACGACAAAGGAUUCUGGCCGGCAGUCACUAAUCUUGCUCAAAAAAGCAAACGCCCUAUUAUUAUGACAUGCAAUGCUAACAGAAGCAUUUGGCUAGACAUAAAAUCUGUACCUGUCAACAAAUUAUCUCUUCAAGCUAUAUUGCCUUUCAAAGCACCAGAUGAAAAGAGAUUAUUACCUUAUCUCCAGCUGGUCUGUUUUUCAGAGGGAUAUCUUGUUUAUCCACAUGAUCUAGCCUGCCUUAUAGAUGUGAUCGGCUGUGAUCUGAGACAAUUGAUAUACACACUUGAGAUGUGGUGCAAGACUCAAGAACUACCCAAUGUGCAAGAUCCGGGUAGUGAUAAGAAGCGGUUUUAUAAACUUCAAGGCUUAUUUGAACACAUUAUGGGACACUCUAAUGGAAAUAACAGUCUAAAUCCAUGUCUCUACACACUUCACAGUACAUAUCAUAUGUCUAGUAUUAGUAUUGGUUAUGAUCCAAAGGCCUACAAAUCAGACUCUACAAAUAUUUGUGUGCCAUGCUUAAAAGAUAAAACCAAAAAAGAUUGUCUUCCGGUAGACCUAAAAUCAAUGCAAAGACUUUUGUCGAUUGGAAGUAGUCUGGACAUUUGGACCAAAUUUUCAGAAAAGCAGUCAUUUAAAGAGGGCUUAACUUUGGAUGAGGUAUGA